This is a messenger RNA of Hirsutella rhossiliensis, 1359 nucleotides long. Its product is annotated as phosphoribulokinase / uridine kinase family domain-containing protein. The transcript is spliced from 9 exons. The record is from RefSeq and is a predicted model, not a curated record. NCBI's taxonomy places the organism in Eukaryota, Fungi, Ascomycota, Sordariomycetes, Hypocreales, Ophiocordycipitaceae. Gene Ontology annotation, molecular function: kinase activity; ATP binding. Gene Ontology annotation, cellular component: cytoplasm. The coding region runs from base 1 to 1359 and encodes 452 amino acids.
AUGUCGGAGCUUGAGAGCCAUGUCACCGUCCAGAAGCGAGUGUACUACUCCCCCCCGUGGGCGGACGUGAGCAUCAUCGGCGUGGCAGGCAGCUCGGGCUCUGGCAAGUCUACGCUUUCCCAGGCCAUGGUGAGAAAGCUCAAUCUGCCAUGGGUUGUGAUUCUUUCCAUGGACUCCUUCUACAAAACCCUGACCCCUGAGCAAUCGAGGCUGGCCUUUGCCAACGAGUACGACUUUGACUCCCCCGAGGCAAUCGAUUUCGAUAUCCUGGUUGACCGCCUACAAGAUCUCAAGGCCGGCAAGCGAGCAGAGAUUCCUGUAUACUCCUUCGCCAAACACCAGCGCCUGGAACACACCACGUCCAUCUACUCGCCCCACGUGCUUAUCCUGGAAGGAAUCUUUGCCUUGUACGACCCCCGGGUUCUCGAGCUUCUUGACAUUGGGAUAUACUGCGAAGCCGACGCGGAUACCUGCUUGUCGCGGCGAAUUGUCCGCGAUGUCCGGGAAAGAGGGCGUGACAUUGAGGGCUGCAUCAAGCAGUGGUUUGGAUAUGUGAAGCCCAAUUUUGAAAAGUUUGUCGAGCCUCAGCGAAAGGUAGCCGACUUGAUCGUACCUCGGGGCAUUGAAAAUCGAGUGGCGCUCGAUAUGAUGGUCCAGUUCAUUGAAAGGAAGCUCUUUGAGAAAUCCACCCAUCAUCGCGAAGCCCUGUCGCAACUGGAAGCCGCUUGCAAGGAGCAGCCGCUUUCCGACCGGGUCUUGAUCCUCAACGACACGCCGCAGCUCAAGUUUAUGAACACGAUUCUCCAAGACUUUGACACAUCGGCGGAGGACUUUAUAUUCUACUUUGACCGUCUGGCGGGCCUCAUCAUAGAGCAGGCCCUGAACAACGUACAAUUCACAGCGACAGAGAUUGAGACACCCUGCGGACACAGGUACCGCGGACUGAAGCCCAAGGGAGAAGUCAGUGCCGUGAUUGUGCUCCGGGGAGGUUCGGCGUUUGAACCGGCACUCCGGAAGACAAUACCAGAUUGCCGAACAGGGCGCCUCUUGAUCCAGUCGGAUUACUCGACAGGCGAGCCGGAACUGCACUACCUGAGGCUGCCGGACGACAUCCACAAGCACGAGAGCGUGCUGCUACUGGACACGCAAAUGGCCAGCGGUGGCGCGGCGCUCAUGGCGGUGCAGGUGCUGGUGGACCACGGCGUGGCCCUGGACCGGAUCGUAUUGGCAACCUACUCGGCUGGGCGGCUGGGGCUGCACAGGCUGAUGACGGUGUUUCCGGACAUCACCGUCGUGGUGUGCAACAUCUUGGCGGAUCAGGAACAGCGAUGGGUUGAGAAGCGGUACUUUCGGUGCUGA